Messenger RNA from Taeniopygia guttata (zebra finch), 3184 nucleotides. RefSeq names its product opsin-5. Gene Ontology annotation, molecular function: G protein-coupled receptor activity. The record is from RefSeq and is a predicted model, not a curated record. Gene Ontology annotation, biological process: G protein-coupled receptor signaling pathway; visual perception. Gene Ontology annotation, cellular component: membrane. NCBI's taxonomy places the organism in Eukaryota, Metazoa, Chordata, Aves, Passeriformes, Estrildidae.
AUGUUCUAUGCAAGUUUGAAUGGUAUCCUGAAAUGCCCUGUGAAGUGUCAGAGCAGAAUUGAAAAUGGGAAGAUGGAUCCUGUGUAUGAACAAAAAUAUCUCCACAAUUUCUAACAGCAGGUGUGAUCUGCUGCAAACUCUCUGUUCUUUUGUUUUUCAGACACUUCACUGGACAUGAGUGGGAUGGCAUCAGAAUACAACAAUUCUUCCCAGGAAGAAUACAUCCCACACUAUCUCCAAGAGGAAGACCCCUUUGCAUCAAAGCUCUCAAGAGAAGCUGACAUCAUAGCUGGCUUUUAUUUGACAAUAAUUGGGAUCCUUUCAACUCUGGGAAAUGGGUAUGUUAUUUUUAUGUCCUCAAAGCGAAAAAAGAAGCUGAGACCUGCUGAGAUAAUGACUGUUAAUUUAGCAGUGUGUGAUCUGGGCAUUUCAGUUGUAGGCAAACCCUUCAGCAUCAUCUCCUUCUUUUCCCACCGCUGGAUGUUUGGGUGGAUAGGCUGCUGCUGGUAUGGGUGGGCUGGUUUCUUCUUUGGCUGUGGGAGCCUCAUCACCAUGACAGCUGUCAGCCUGGACAGGUACCUGAAAAUCUGCCACUUGUCCUAUGGUACCUGGCUUAAGAGACAUCAUGCAUUUAUCUGCCUGGCAAUAAUCUGGGCCUAUGCCAUGUUCUGGGCUACAGUGCCUUUUGCUGGGGUGGGGAGCUACGCCCCCGAGCCCUUUGGGACCUCCUGCACUCUGGACUGGUGGCUGGCACAGGCGUCAGUGGCUGGACAGGUUUUUGUUCUGAGCAUCCUUUUCUUCUGCCUCCUGCUCCCAACUGCGGUGAUUGUGUUUUCCUACGUCAAAAUAAUUUUAAAAGUCAAAUCAUCAACCAAAGAAGUUGCUCACUACGAUACCAGGAUUCAGAACAGCCACAUACUUGAAAUGAAGCUGACCAAGGUGGCAAUGUUGAUCUGCGCAGGGUUCCUCCUUGCCUGGAUCCCUUACGCCGUGGUCUCGGUCUGGUCAGCCUUCGGACGGCCGGACUCGGUCCCCAUCCAGUUCUCAGUGGUCCCAACACUGCUUGCAAAGUCAGCAGCCAUGUACAACCCCAUCAUCUAUCAGGUCAUUGAGUGCAGGCUUGCCUGCUGCCGGCCGGGAGGGCUGAAGGCCAAGAGCUCUUUGAAGAAAUCAAGGACAUACACGAUUUCUGCACACAGGGACUCCACAGCCAUGAACGAAACCCAGCUGGAAGCAUGAGGGCUCAUCUCACCUGCAGCAAAUGAGAACCUGCUGGCAAACAACCCUACUGGCUCAAAUUCCUCUUUCUGUAAAUGAAUUAAAACACAGUGACAGGUUUAUUUUACUCCCUAUACCUAUGUACAAUGUACAGUUCUUUCCAUCCUGACCAAAGGAAAGCACUAGAGUUGGGUAAAUAUUCUAAGUAUUCAGAGGAAGAAGAAACAGAGAAAAUUAGUUUUUAUUCAAAAUUUUCCUUCACUUGAGAUGCUUUAAAAUGCCCUGAUUUGUUCUUCUUAGCACUAACUGAAAUGAUAAUUGGAGCGAUAUUUUCCCUCAGGGGAAGGAAAGUAUGCAUAAAGGCCAGUUUUAGUUUACUAAAGAUAAUUUCCCUAAAUUCCUACUGCAGUCACUGGAGACUUGGAGUAUGAGAGAAAGGAUUCCUUAGAGGAAAAAUCAGAAGUCAGAGCUUCACUUCUCAGGACUCUGAAUUACACAGUGGGGAAACAUUAGCUGACUGGAUUUCUCUGGUGAGCAUCUUCCCAAAUCAUGAGGCUACAAGCUGUGUUAAACCCACUUUGACUUCAGUCCUUCAAUAUUCAGAAGUAUUUUGACUUAAGUCAUGGCAAAAUCAGAGGUGCCACAUUCAUACACAGGAUCACAUUACAAGAUGCAGAAUAACAAAUACUUACUUAAUUGUGAAUAAGAGGGGAAAGGUCUUCUGCUCAAAUUGUAGAUUCAUUUAGGAGUUAUGAAUAAAUUUGUAAUAAAACAGCAGAACUGAAAUGAAGUCAGCCCAAGACAAACUGAGCAAACCAAUAUUUCACACAUUUUUAUCAUUCUCUGGCCAAAAUAACAAUGAAAUAUGAUGGCAAUAAGCAGAAAGAUUUUUCACUGUGCAUUUUACUCAUCCCAAUUCUUCAUCAGAUCAAUUAAUGAGAUAUAAAAUGGCAAAAUGUUCUUCAAUCCAAACCAUGAAACCAGAUUCAAAACUGGUGUGUUUGUGAGAAGGAUCACAGCACUGGUAACAGAGGAGUCUUUCCAAAGUGCAGCUGCAGAGUAAUUUUUAAACACUAAGUCCUGGAAGGAUGAGGAUUAAUAACUACUUGAGAGAAUGAAGUUCUAUAAGUUCCUAAUGCAUUCAAAAGAAAAGCAAUGUGUCUUGAGAUGAUCUGCAGAGUAAGGCAGCUGAAGCAAUUGUGUUGGAUAGGAGACAUAAUUAUUCCUAUUGUCUCCUUUUUCUUCUUUGGAUUUAUCUUAAGGUGAAGGUAUCACUGCAGAUCAAAAAUUAGCAUUUCAGUAAAAGCAGAUUUAAAAUAAUGAUUUUGAUGUUUCUAUGUAAUUUCAUCAAGAAUGAUAUGAUUCUAUUAAAAAUAAAUUAAUUGCAAAUCAAAGAGUCUCCCACACAGACUUAUGCUGACUGUUAAGAAAAACAAAGUUACAAGGGCAAAGUUUCUUCUGAGUUGUUCCCUUAAGGAAAGAAAACAUUUGUGAAAGAGUUGCACUUACUUUCCUGUUUAACAUUAAUUUAUUCUACUGUUAUUUCAGAAUUGUGUUUAACAUGUAUUUCCUGCCACACUGAACUGAACUCCUUUUGUAGAAGAUUCAUGGUGAUGUUAAUAUUGCUUUAUACAAUAAUAUCAUAAAGGUUUAAUCUGAUGUUUGUUGGCAUAUCCCAGCACUCCCAUUCUGCAGUUGCCAUUUUAUCAAAUGAUAUUCAGACCACGUAGCAGAAGUAGAAUUCUGCCGAAUUUUCCCAAAGUAUUGCUUCCUCCUCUGCAAUGCUUUAGCCAAAGAAGUUUGAAUACAAAUGAAGAGAACUUGCAGAGGUACAAAGAGUUGCCAUAUUACCUAUCCAUGGUUUUUUGUUAAUUUUUCCCCAGAAGUUGAGUUCUUUCAUUUCUACAGACCUUUCAGCAUAAGACCAACUCAUUCCUUAACUAUGGUUGCAAAUUGAGUCCACAAA